UUAGCUAUGGCGGAUGAUGAGCAGACAGAUGAGGAAAUAACAGGCGCCGAGCAUGGGUUGCUGAUUGCACUUAAGACGACUAUCGAGGGUUUAUUGGCGACACACAGCAUCAAUGUGUGGAACACAUACGGGGGCCUGAACCGAGUGUGUCAGUGUGUGGAGAACAUUUUGAGACAUGGACUAAAGUCACUACAGGACCACUCUGUUCCGAAUGGCGACUUCUGGCCGUUUGUUAGAGGCUUGAAAUGGAUCAAUCCUGUUCUGGCUCCGAGCAUCGAGCGAAUCAGUCGCCUGUCUCAGGGGUGUGACGAGGACUCUAAAGGUCGGUCGUGGCUCAGGGAGAGUUUAUUCGACCACGCACUAUCCGAGCAGCUCAGACUGUUGUCUAGCAACCAGCAACACCUAGCAACACACUAUCGAGAAAAAGCUUUCCUGCGAUGUCCUGCCUAUCUUCAGUCUAUGAUCAUAUGUCUAAAGGCCAUAGAACAGAACAAGGUUGCCUUGCUAGCAGACAUCGACCCAACUCUGCUGAGUCAAAAAUGUAAGAAGCGUUGUCACGCCCGCAGUGCGUCACUCCCGAUAAAUAACGUUUCCCGUAACCACACGAUGAGGACGCGCGACAGAGGUGACAUGUAUGCACUGGCCCCGCCCUUCUCGUCGCCGAACAGCUGCGAAUCUGUCCUGUGUACGUCCGAUGAGCAUGCAGUGCCAGUCAAUAUAGGCUCCAGUCCCGAUGAGUCGAGGAAUACAGCCAAGCAUGCUCUUCGAACAGUUCUGAACAAGUCAGGAGGGGAGUCACUUCCCCUGUCGCGAACAACACCGUCUUUCAGUUUCUACGAUCGAAUUCACAGCGAUCCUCUACUCAACAUGGAGUUCGUUCCAAGCCCUCCCGGGCAGGAGAAACCACUAUCCAUAUUACAAGAAAAUGAUACAAAAUAUACCGACACCACAUCAAAGAAAAAGAAGACAAUUAGUAGAUCUCAGUCUUAUGGGCAUUCUAGUUCCACGCUGAUCAAUAAGAAUGGAAAUUCGUACUCGCUGGUUUCUGAAAAAAGGGGUUUGAAUAUUUCAAACAAUUCUGAUGACGUGACAGACAGUGUUCCCAAUUAUGCGAGUGUUGCGAAGACGAGAAUGGCCAAUCAAGGCAUGGGACACAAACGGUCUCAAUCAGACAUGAGUCCGACCAAUCAUGGAGGCAGCAGUGGUACUAACAUCCAAUCGCAUUCGAAGUUAGCACAAGCAGCCUCGUUUCCAUCUGUACCUCAGUCAAUAAAAAGAGUGCCCAGUCAGCGAUGUGAAGGUCUGUUGCUGCCUCCUGCUCAGGGACAGUCUCUACGGAGUUAUCUUUCCUCUCAGGACUUCCACACUUGUGCUAAUCUCGAUAAGGAGAAUGCCCACUUCAGUAUUUCGGAGGCGCUGAUCGCAGCGAUAGAGCAGAUGAAGUGGAAUCAUAUUAUCUCCCCUUCCCAGCCCGGCAUCGACCCUGACGAGGACUCGGAUGAAGAGAUUCAGCAGCUAAAACAAAGAAUCAGAAUUCGGCGACGCGAGAGGAUGAAAGAGAGAGCCCGAGGCUUCCCAGCAUGCAGUGAUGGCAAAACAGACACCACGGCAACCAGCACUUCCUCCUCUCUGGGCACUUCGCAUGACUUGUUGUCUUUUUCAGACAGUUCCAAUUCUAGUGAUGAAUUUGAUGAUUUUGAAAUUUCACUGUCGGAAAGUAUCGGUGACGAGCGGUCUAACUUGUUUAAGAUGAGUUCCGGUGGUCUGUCCCUUUCCAUGGCUUCUCUUUACUCUGAUGCUGAACUGCGCAAAUCUAAUGCAGCAACAGAUAAACCAAUCGUUGUACCCGACAAUAUGGGAUCAGCCGACACGGUGGCCAUUUCUCUUCUGAAGAAGUUUUCCGAGAAGCAGCUGCCGAAGGCGUCUGACCUGGAGUGGCUGGUGUCGGAGCAGGACGCCCCUCAGGCAUUAUUGCCGUUGCCGAACUCCUAUCCUGUGUCACCGGAUGAUGGCGAAAAUGCCGAUCUGCUUAUGUCAGGAACAAUGACACGAUUAAGAGGGAACCUUGAAUGGGCCCCACCAAGAGCACAGAUUAUAUUCAACAUACACCCAGCACCAAAGAGAGCUGUGGUACUAGCCAGACAAAACUACAGAUGUGCUGGGUGCGGCAUGAAAGUUGAGCCAGCUUACAUGAAAAGAUUUCGAUACUGUGAAUACCUUGGCAAAUACUUCUGUCAGUGUUGUCAUGGAAAUGCCAUUGAUCAUAUACCGGGUCGGAUCCUACAGAAGUGGGACUUCACCAAGUAUUACGUAUCGAAUUUCUCGCGAGACCUGCUGGCGAGGAUACAGGGCGACCCGCUGUUCAGCAUACAGGACAUAAACCCGGUAUUGUACCGGCGGGUGAAGAACCUCGAACGCGUGCGAGACUGUAGGAAGCAGCUUCAUUACUUGAAAAGUUUCAUUAAGAUAUGCAAAAGUGCUAGCAGAUUAUAUGAAGAAAUGGAUAAAUUACCCAGACAUUGGUUUGAUGAUGUGAACAUGUUUUCAUUACAAGAUCUCUUACAGGUAAAGAAUGGCGAGAUGGUCUCUAGGAUGCAGAUUGUGGUUUCCCACGCCGUCCGACACAUCAAGGACUGUGAGUUCUGUCAGGGUCUCGGGUUCAUCUGUGAAAUCUGUCACAACAACAAGGUCAUCUACCCAUUCCAGCUCCACAGUGUUUCCGUCUGCUCAGGUUGCCAUGCAACGUUUCACAGACAAUGCUUUGAUCCUGGCAAGUGUCCCAAAUGUGUAAGAAUUGAAGCCAGAAAACGAACGGCGGACGUUGAAUUGUCAUCAUCUCCAGAUUCAGGGGAGACAACUACCAUAGUAACAAUAGCAGAACCUUCCAUCUGUAGAAUUGAGGAACAAACGGAGGACCACGAUUCCUGACCCCAGACGCUCGUCUCCUAGGCAACCUGCUGGUGUUCACUUUCAGUUGGAAUAGUUAAUAAUUACACAGAUGAAAAUUGUCAAGAUUUUCCCAGAGUUUAGUGCUACUUUAAAACUGUUCGUAUCUGGAUUUUAGUGCCACCCCAAAACUGUUCCUGGCUGAAUUUUAGUGCUUCCCAAAAACUGUUCUAGUCUGGAUUUUAGUGCCACCCAAAAACUUUUCAUGUCUGAAGUUUAGCGCCACCCAAAAACUGUUUAUGUCUGAAGUUUAGUGCUACCCCAAAACUGUUCAUGUCUGAAGUUUAGUGUUACUCCAAAACUGUUCCUGUUUUCCAUAAACACACUAUUUGUUUUAAGCCUGAUAAAUGUAGACUUCAGAACUUAAAACUGGAGUUGUGCCUCAUUGCAUAUAAUAAUACUAAUGGGAGAUUUGUAACAAGCUGUACUCACAUGCGCUGGAUCUGGCCUCUGUGGUGUUGUGGUUAAGCCAUUGGACAUAAGACUGUUAGGUACUGGGUUCACAGCCUGGUACCGGCCCCCACCCAGAGCUAUUUUUAACGACCGGUGGGUAAGUGUAAGACCACUACACCUUCUUCUUUCUCACUAAUCACUACCAACUAACCCACUGUCCUGUACAGACAGCCCAGAUAGCUGAGGUGUUUGCCCAGGACAGCGUGCUUGAACCUUAAUUGGAUAUAAGCACAAAAAUCAUUUGAAAUGAAACGUGCUGGAGGGUUGGAUAUAGCUUGGUGGUAAAGCUCAAUUGACCUACAAUAGGUCAUUAUGAUCUAUUUCCUUCAUAGGACUAGUGUUUUUCCCAUUCCAGCCAGUACUCUACAAAUUGUACAUCAAAGGCUGUGGUAUGUACUGUCUUGUCCUCUGGAAAGCUCAUAUAAAAGAUCCUUUGCUGCUUUUAAUUAGUAGUAGUAGUAGCCUAUGUGGUGGAAACGGGUUUCCUCUCUACCAAGUAUUAAAAUAACCAUAUAUAUGUUACAUAUGUUACAUGUACAUAAGAAAUACUGGUGAUUAAAAAUGUGGAUGUUAACAAAUACUCCUUUCUUUUCCUCAUUGGUGCAGCACUCGAAUGAGAAGUGAAUGUUUAUUCAUUAUGUUAUUUAUUAUUCCAACCAGUACUCCACCACUGGUAUAUCAAUGUCUGUGGUAUGUGUUGUCCUGUCUGGGCAUAUAUAUAUAUAACAGAUUCAGUCGGAUCAUUUUAAUUCUGAACAGGAUGUUCACUGGUUCAGAAAAGACAUUGUACAUAGAGAAUAACUGGUUACUGUCUUAAGAUAUCUGGUGUAUCCUGCAGAGGCUAGAAUAGCAAAUCAAUCAAUCAAGUUUUUGUGAGAGAAUGAGAAAAUUUAUGAAAUUUUAGGGAAGUAUCGGGAAUUAUUUUAUACUGAAGAAUAGUACGUUGUCUGGUUUUUGUGGGGUUUUUUCAUUGGAAGUAUAAUGGUGUAUUUGAAUAAUACAGCUGUAGUGAUUUCCCAAGAAUUUUACACGGCAUGGUAGACCAAACACUUUUAUGGCAUUUUUACCAUUUUCGGGGCACUUGUUUUUCAUUAAAAAUACACAAAAAUUAAUUGAAAUAAACAUUAAUGUAAUUUAUGUGCUUGCUUAAAUGCA
Gigantopelta aegis is the source of this 4554-nucleotide messenger RNA. RefSeq names its product run domain Beclin-1-interacting and cysteine-rich domain-containing protein-like. Gene Ontology annotation, cellular component: intracellular membrane-bounded organelle. The coding region runs from base 7 to 2928 and encodes 973 amino acids. Lineage: Eukaryota; Metazoa; Mollusca; Gastropoda; Neomphalida; Peltospiridae. Gene Ontology annotation, molecular function: phosphatidylinositol phosphate binding. The record is from RefSeq and is a predicted model, not a curated record. The transcript has 22 exons.